This is a messenger RNA of Diceros bicornis minor, 1931 nucleotides long. It is a transcript of the gene DBNDD1, whose product is annotated as dysbindin domain containing 1. The transcript has 4 exons. Gene Ontology annotation, biological process: negative regulation of protein kinase activity. The record is from RefSeq and is a predicted model, not a curated record. Gene Ontology annotation, cellular component: cytoplasm. Bases 1153 to 1383 code for a protein of 76 amino acids. NCBI's taxonomy places the organism in Eukaryota, Metazoa, Chordata, Mammalia, Perissodactyla, Rhinocerotidae.
AGAAUACCGUUUUAGGAUCGCUGAGAGAAUUAAUGAGAUACUGCACACAAAGGCUUUCUCACAGAGCCGCAUUCCAGGGGCUUGUGUGCGGGCCUAGUGCAGCAGACCAGCGUUUCGAGGUGGGACUUGACUGAUCUGUUUUGAGAUCUCAGCACGCCCAGGCCUCGCUCUCCUUCCCUGGGCAGUCCUCCCUGCCAGCCCCCAUCUCCUUAUCUCCCAUCCCCCACCCACGCCCCCUCCAGCCUCGCCAUUAAACGCCCCACCACCACCACCCCAACCCGUGUUUCUCCAUUGCGUUUACCAUAAUCGGCAGCUCUACGUUUAUGGGCUCGAGUGUUGGCUCCGCCUCUCCUAGUGCCCACCCCUCUACGCCCCGCGAAGCGCCGGCACGUAGUUGGCGCCCCAUAAAUAUCUGGGGGCGAACAAAUGGACGGAAGUCGGCGCGGCUGCAGAUCGGUCCGCAGAGGACAGCUGGAUGAGCAGGGGCCAUUCUGUGUUAAAGGAGCCAAUGGGCAAGGAAAUGCACGAGUGACCACUGGACCCUGGGUUGGAACAAAAAGUAGAAACAGGUGACAGUGUUGGGGCACUGGGGGCUCUGAGCUGAUGGGCCCGCAAGGAAGUCCCCAUGAGACCUGCGCAGCCUGUGCUCAAGUAUGCAGGGCAAGGGUCUGCAGGUCAUCCCAUUCCUCAUCCACAGCAGGAGGCCACCAUGGAGAAGCCCACCAGCCCCUUGUCUGGGGUCCUGGCCUGAGGCCACCCUUGGUCACUGCUCAGAGCCUCAAAGGAGGGCUCCGUGAGCCAAGUUCUCUAGUCCUCCCUGCCUGCAUCCUGUAGGGUGUGGGAACCCCCGUCUCUUCUGGGGGUGUAGGAGCUCCUAUGUCUUGUCCUAAGGGUAUAGAAGCCCCAUGUCGCCUCUCGGGUUAACAUCUUUUUGCAGACACAGUUAAGGAGGGUGAGGUGCCAAAGGCUGCCCUGGGCACCCCGGCCCCUGGAACGGGGGACAGCUGCCACUCGCCUGUGGCCGAGGAGGAGGUGGGCAUCCCAAUACCGGCACCGGGGCUCCUGCAGGUCACGGAGAGGAGGCAGCCCCUGAGCAGCGUCUCCUCCCUGGAGGUGCACUUUGACCUCCUGGACCUCACCGAGCUGACCGACAUGUCUGACCAGGAGCUGGCUGAGGUCUUUGCUGACUCGGAUGACGAGAACCUGACCAGCGAGGCACCGGCAGGCCUGCACCCACUGCCCCGGGCCGGCUGUCUGCGCUCGCCCUCCUGGACGCGCACCAGAGCUGAGAAGAACCGUGAGAAGCAGCCCCUCAGUGACGCUGAGGGGCAGCCAGCAGUUGUGGACACGUUUCUCACCGUGGAGAGGCCCAAGGAGGACUAGGCGGGCCGGCCUCAGGGCCGAGGUGGGGAAACUCAAGAUAGUCAUGACCCUGGGGACACUCCACCCGCCCCACGUGGCUCCAGGCCGGGGUCUCAGGGCGCCCCAGCACAAGCACAGCCCAACGGCCUUAUGUCCAGCUCCUUCCUGGUCCCUGGAUCAGGGACCACAACGCCUGGGGAUGAGAUGGGAGUGGCCUGGGCCUUCUGGAAACUUCUGUCUGUAGGACCGGUGCUCUAGUCUGUCACAGGAUCCCCGAGUGGGCUCUGGGAGAGGGGGACCUGGGUCGGCAGAGCCGCUCUGCAGAUGGGGUCUCAGGGUUCUGGUCUGUGAGUGGCCCCGCCGAGCUCCCACCCAGGGAGUAUGUGGGUGGGGAGUCCUUAAAAUUGCCACCUUGAUUUCAAUCCUGUCCCCUUCCUGCAGCCCAGGGAACAAUGUCGACACCAGGGCCCCAUCCCCAGGCCCUAAAACCCUGCCUGUCCUGGUCUCUGCGUGACAGCAGGGCCCACCCUCCUAGUUCAGAACACCAAAUAUGGCACUAUUUAGCUCCC